UUGGUUGGCUGGGUUGUUCGCUGUUUUGGUGGAAUCCGCAAAUUUCUGUGCCCGCGCCUUACGAAAACUUCCUCAAAUUUUUGCUAAAAUAAUCUCAAGAAAGCCUGGAAAAACUUGUGAAUUUUCAAUUUACAGGUUCCAGCAUUUAUAUAGUUUAGUGUGAAGUUGAAUCGUAGUCUUCAGUACAGCGCAUUCGGUUUAGAGAAAGCUUUUACAAACGAACGAAUAUGGUGGACAAAUUGGUAAACAGCGAGGCAAAUGCCCGACGAAUACAAAUGGUAGAAAAUUGUUUCGGAACUUCAGGCCAACCUCUGUUUCUACCAGGUCGUGUGCUUGUUGGCGAAGGGGUUUUAACGAAAAUGUGCCGUAAGCGUCCAAAGGCACGACAAUUUUUCUUGUUCAACGACAUCCUUGUGUAUGGCAACAUAGUAAUCGGCAAGAAAAAAUACAAUAAGCAACAUCUUAUUCCGCUGGAGGAAGUUCAACUCCAGGCCUUGGAAGAUAACGGACAAUAUCGCAAUGGUUGGCUUAUACGCACGGCAACUAAGUCGUUUGCAGUGUACGCCGCAACACAAACUGAAAAGCAGGAAUGGAUGGCUCACAUUAAUAAGUGCAUUGAGGAUCUCCUUCGAAAAAGUGGCAAAAAACCGGUUGAAACACAUGCUGCCGUAUGGGUUCCGGAUAGCGAGGCUACCAUAUGUAUGCAUUGUAAACGGACACAAUUUACUAUGUUAAACAGAAGGCAUCAUUGUAGAAACUGCGGUGCAGUCGUAUGUGGCCCAUGCUCAUCGAAAAAGUUUUUACUACCAGGACAAAGCAGUAAACCGCUUCGCGUUUGUUUGGACUGCUAUGAUAAUCUAACUGCUAUGAAAAGAGAUGGGAGUAAACCCCUAGUCUCUAAUAACAGCAAAACGGGCAACUCUCCGGAGAGUUCUGGUGAAGAUGACUCUGGUGAUGAAGAUGAUCACGUUAAAGACAACAAUGCGCAUGAUGAAAGCUCCGGCAAUCAAUUUACCAGCUCACAAUCGACCCUAGAGAGUACAGACAUCUGCGACACGAUCCCGGUGUCUCGGAUAUCCAUCGGGACCAGCUCCGGCAAGCGCGAAAGAGUGCGACGCAUGUUUGAGCACGCCUACGAAGGAUAUUUGCGGCAUGGCGUUCCCUACGAUGAAUUACGGCCGUUGUCCUGCGACGGUAUCGAUACGUGGGGUAGCUACUCCUUGACCCUAAUAGACGCAUUAGAUACCCUGGCAGUGAUGGGAAAUUACACGGAAUUCGGACGAGUUGUGACUUUACUGAGCGAACAAUCAUUCGAUGCGGACAUCAAUGUCUCCGUAUUCGAAACGAACAUCCGUAUCGUCGGUGGUCUGCUCUCUGCCCAUCUGCUGUCCCAUCAGGCCAGCGUGGAAUCAUUGGAACCGGGAUGGCCGUGCAGCGGACCGAUGCUGCGAAUGGCAGAAGAUGUAGCAAAACGUUUGCUUCCUGCAUUCGAUACCUCCACUGGAAUGCCGUACGGUACAGUGAAUCUUAGGCAUGGUGUGCCCUACGGUGAGACAUCUGUAACAUGCACGGCCGGAAUAGGAACAUUCGUUUUGGAAUUCGGCACACUGAGUCGCCUCACGGGCAACCCAAUCUACGAAAACGUUGCGACCAAGGCUUUAAAAGCGUUAUAUGAACAUCGCUCCCCACUUGGCCUCUACGGCAAUCACAUCGAUGUUCAGACCGGCCGCUGGAUUGCACAAGAUGCUGGAAUUGGAGCUGGAGUGGAUUCGUACUACGAGUAUCUGGUAAAAGGUUCAAUUUUGCUGGAAAAGCCAGCACUGAUGGCAACCUUCCUCGAGGGAAAAGCAGCAGUUGAUCGCUACUUGAAGCGAGACGACUGGUACGUUUGGGUUAGCAUGACGAAGGGACAGCUUACCCUGCCAGUAUUUCAAUCACUGGAAGCCUAUUGGCCAGGAUUGUUGAGUCUCUUCGGUAGCACUACAGAAGCCCUUCGUAUCCUGUACAGCUACCAAACAGUUUGGCGUCAGUAUGGUUUUCUGCCUGAAUUCUACAACAUUCCCACUGGCGAGGCCGGAACAAAUAGGGAAAACUAUCCGUUACGCCCAGAGCUGAUAGAAUCGGUUAUGUAUCUUUAUCGUGCGACCAAUGAUCCAUUUCUACUAGAGUUAGGUGAAAGCAUACUCGAAAGCAUCGAACACAGUGCAAAAACGGCCUGCGGAUACGCCACCAUUCGCAAUGUGCACAACCAUCAGCAGGAUGAUCGCAUGGAAUCCUUCUUUUUGGCAGAGACAACAAAGUACCUUUACCUGCUUUUUGAUACGAAUAAUUUCAUUCACAACGACGGACGAACGAGUAACAUCGUAAAGACUGAUGAGUUACAUGGGGAGUGUGUUCUCGGUUCCGGAGGUUACAUUUUUAACACUGAAGCCCACCCGAUCGAUCCCAUGGCACUUCGCUGCUGCGAAGCAAAACACACUAACAUUUUUUCCAACAAUGUUCAGCGACGUGGUCAAAUCUUUCGUUCCAGGAGGAUAACAAGGGCAGAAGAAAGUAGGAAGAUGAGAGUAUCCACUGAUCUAUCUAUGGAUGAAGCAAUAUCCACAAUGGAUACUAUUGAUGGGUUUUCGCACAACCAACGAAGGGAAAUUCCUUCACAGGCCGCAGAAGACGACGAUAGGGCUGCUGAAGGAAGCGUUUUUGAAAACAAGGAUGAACCAAUUGCACAAACUGCAGGACCCACUGUAAUAGUGACAGUCGGCAAAGAAACUUUAGCAGGAUCCUCCCAGGCAAGCAACGGCAGCGAAGGUGGGGAACCUCUCACGGGAACUGCGGCAGAACUUUCGGAAGAAAAUAAUCAGUUUUCUGAACAAUCUGUUACGGAUGCGGAAGGUGAAAAAGUGGAGCCCCAAAGACUAGCUACUCCAUUACUAUAUCCAAAACCGGGUGAUGGAGUUGUACCCGGAAUUGUGAACAGUGAUCCGACCAACAAUGAACCAGUCGCUACGUUUUUACAAUUCGUACAGGGGAUAUUUCAAAAACCUCAGUUAGAAUAUGGGUGGUCAACGAUUGAUGAAGAACGGAUACAUUCGAUGAAAAACAUCAAACGUACUGGAAGUACUAACAAGAUUAACAGUUCCACACUUCCCUUACUCCUGCCCAAUAAUUCAGUUAACCAUUUACUGACGUGUAGAGCGCAGCACUACACAGAGCGGUUGACGUUGUUGGGAGAGUUUUUUUAAGCUUUCUAGCGAUAAAUAAACUAGUAAAAUUAAUUAUGGAAGAGUGAUGACCAAUCUAUUUUGCCAGUAUCCAUACACCGAUAGAGAAGAUGGAACGACAAGGGUAGUAUGGGAAAGGGGGGAAAUGUGCCAGUGCACUUACAAAUAAAGAAAGAACUCCACGUAGAUCGACGGGAGCAAAAUAUAAGUAAGAAUUCUGCUCAGCUUUUUUUACAUAUAUGAGAACGGGCGUAUAUUUAAUUCUCAGCUCAGCUACAAACUUGCAACGUUGCAAUAGGAGGUUCCCACAAAUGUUGAAAAUAAAUAUUACAGUGAUACAAAUUCGUAUUCGUACGGUUAUACCGCGCCAUCCACGCCACACGCCACUUGUUAUGAACAUUAUGCAAGUAUAACUAGAAUUGAUUCUAGUACAACAAUUAUCGUUUGUUGUGACGGAUAUCACCUUCUUGGAAGAAGGUACUUAGUUUCGUGCGUGGCGAUGAUUUUAGUGAGGGAGAGUCUGUACUGUUAUAAUUGCAUGAUGCUAUACGAGCAUUAGUUUGCACUGUGGGGAUGUGGCACAGCCGUACGAAUAUGAAUUUGUAUCACUAUCAUAUACAGUGCAAUUUUUGCAAUGAAAGAGAGCAUUUGCGUAGCUUACAACAGAUUUAAGUGCACGAAAAAACUUGAAGAAUGUUCUUUUUUCCUAGCAUUCGAUAAAUAAAGUAUAUUGCAAUCGUCGAUAAUGAAGAAUCAGUUAUGACUGUAUUAUUA
Anopheles darlingi is the source of this 3995-nucleotide messenger RNA. RefSeq lists its product as uncharacterized. Gene Ontology annotation, biological process: carbohydrate metabolic process; endoplasmic reticulum mannose trimming; mannose trimming involved in glycoprotein ERAD pathway. Gene Ontology annotation, molecular function: calcium ion binding; mannosyl-oligosaccharide 1,2-alpha-mannosidase activity. The record is from RefSeq and is a predicted model, not a curated record. Lineage: Eukaryota; Metazoa; Arthropoda; Insecta; Diptera; Culicidae. Gene Ontology annotation, cellular component: endoplasmic reticulum; membrane.